AUGGUGCCUCAGCAAUUCAACGAUGCGCCGCAACCUCGAACCCUACUUACUAUCGAACAGUUCCGCCAACAACUUCAGUUUCGCAAGCCAGUCAGGGGCAAAGCAUGGAUAGACGUACAGGACUUUUCGAAUGAGGAGAUUACGCAGAAAUGGGAGCUAGAUGACGCUCUAAAACACAUGGAUAACUCGAGAUACGGGCCUGUCAACUUCCUCAACAUUCGUACGCUACGAGAUAAUGUGGUUCCGUGGGAACUCGAGGGAUUGGCCGACUAUAGAGUCUUGCAGGAGGCAAGCGACCGCGCCGGAGUUGCCAAGGACAACCGACAGGGUCUCAACUUUCCAGAUAGUUUCGCGCUGUGGGGAAAGCAGGGGACUUGGUCAUUUCCCCAUGUGGACAAACAUGGUUUGUAUACUGCAGUACUGUGCGAACAGGGAGAAAAGCUGUGGUUCAGCUGGUCGCUGGACGACAAAGAGUUGGAGAAUUGGGCCAAAGACCGCGAGCGUGGAGAGAAGUACGAGCCCAGCCAGGCAGGCUUUCCAGUCUUGAUGCGCAAUGGCGAUCUACUCAUACAGCCGCCGGGUACUGUGCAUGCUCCAGCAUCAGUCACAAACGUAAUUAUGACUGGGUACUUUUUCUGGUCUUCACGGACGAUGAACACGACUGCACGUUGCGCCCUGCUGGAUCUAGAGCACCCCAACAUUACAAAUGAAGAUGUGCAACCAGAGCUAGGGGGCAGGCUAAAGCAUCUCGCUCACGCAUCAAAACUAAGACUGCAACCGUACAACUGGGGUGAGGAAGACCUUGAGGAGUUUCAACGUCUAGAGCAGAAGAACCUCGUUGUUGUUAUUCACCCCGUACGAUCGUACAAGGCCUACCAACAGAAUGGAUAUUUUGCCGCGUCUUAG
This is a messenger RNA of Pyrenophora tritici-repentis Pt-1C-BFP, 906 nucleotides long. RefSeq lists its product as uncharacterized. The record is from RefSeq and is a predicted model, not a curated record. NCBI's taxonomy places the organism in Eukaryota, Fungi, Ascomycota, Dothideomycetes, Pleosporales, Pleosporaceae.